Messenger RNA from Camarhynchus parvulus, 7086 nucleotides. It is a transcript of the gene RALGAPA2, whose product is annotated as Ral GTPase activating protein catalytic alpha subunit 2. Gene Ontology annotation, biological process: positive regulation of GTPase activity; regulation of small GTPase mediated signal transduction. Bases 52 to 5709 code for a protein of 1885 amino acids. Gene Ontology annotation, cellular component: cytoplasm; nucleus. Lineage: Eukaryota; Metazoa; Chordata; Aves; Passeriformes; Thraupidae. The transcript is spliced from 38 exons. Gene Ontology annotation, molecular function: GTPase activator activity. The record is from RefSeq and is a predicted model, not a curated record.
GGGGAGCGCGCUGGGCGCUGCGCCUCCAUCCGUGCCCGCCGUGCCGCCGGCAUGUUCUCCAGGAAGAGCCACGCCGACGUCAGGAAAUCCACGCAGAAGGCGCUGGACCCCAAGCGGGACGUGCUGACCCGCCUGAAGCACCUCCGCGCUCUGCUGGAUUUGGCCUGGAAUUCUCAAUUAAAGGUGUUUCAAAAGCCUCAUUCUGCUGUCUUUUAUUGUAUGUUUCUGGCAAGCAAUGUUGUUUUGUGUCUUGCAGGGAAUAAAUCACAAAGGGAGGAGCUGGACUCCAUCCUCUUUCUUUUUGAAAAAAUAUUGCAGCUGCUACCAGAGAGGAUUUUUUAUCGAUGGCAUUUUCGCAGUAUAGGGUCGAUCCUGAAGAAGCUUUUGCACACUGGAAAUUCUCUCAAGCUCAGGUGUGAAGGAAUCCGCCUGUUCCUGCUGUGGCUGCAAGCCCUGCAGACCAACUGUGGCGAGGAGCAGAUCCUGAUGUUCGCCUGCCUGGUGCCUGGCUUCCCCCCGCUGCCGUCCUCGCACGGGCCCUGCACGCUGGAGAGCCUGGUCAGCCCCCCGGCCGCGCCCGACGCCAAGAUAUUUCCAGAAGAAAUAACACCGCUUUUGCCAGCUGUCUCUGGAGAGAAAAUUGCAGAAGACCAGACCUGCUAUUUUCUCCAGCUCCUGCUAAAAUAUAUGGUAAUUCAGGCUGCCAGCUUGGAGUGGAAGAACAAGGAGAACCAAGACACUGGGUUUAAGUUUCUCUUUACGUUGUUCAGAAAAUACUAUCUUCCUCACUUGUUCCCGUCUUUUACAAAGCUAACCAACCUCUACAAACCUGUGCUGGACAUCCCUGAUAUCAGGCCGAGGCCGGUGUAUGUCACUGCAACACGGAACAAUGAGAGUGUCUACUGCACAAAAAUCCCCUACAUGGCAGCUCGAGUGGUUUUUAUCAAGUGGCUCGUUACCUUCUUCCUUGAAAAGAAGUAUUUAACUGCUGUUCAGAAUACAAAAAAUGGAGGAGAAAUGCUCCCCAAAAUUAUUCAGACUGUCGCCGCGGGCCAGGAGAAGAGCGCGGAGCUGGAGGCGGGCGCGGCGGUGCCGGCGGGCGAGCAGGAGCGCGGCCACUCCGGCAGCAGCAGCAGCAGCCUGUCAGACAGGAGGCUCAGCAGCUGCAGCCUGUGCAGCGUGGAGGAGCAGCACCGUGGUGUCUAUGAGAUGGUGCAGGGCAUCCUGCUCUCCACACGCGGAUACGUCAACUUCGUCAACGAGGUGUUCCGCCAGGCUUUUUUGUUGCCGCCUUCUGAUAUAUCCGCAACACGGAAGGUGGUGAAAGUGUACCAGAAGUGGAUACUGCAGGAGAAACCUGUGUUCAUGGAGGAGCCAGACAAGAAGGAGGACAGCCAGGAUGCUGUUGCUCCCUUGGAAGACUCCUCAGUGCAAACAGACGGUAAACAUCUCUCCUCGGAGCCCUGCGGGCACAAGCGCUCCUCCAGCUGGGGCAGGACCUACUCCUUCACCAGCGCCGUCAGCAGGGGCUGCGUGCUGGAGGAUGAGGACAGGGAUGUGAAGGCUGGAGCUCAGGCUGCACUGCAGGUAUUCCUGACAAACUCGGCGAAUGUUUUCCUGCUGGAGCCGUGCACUGAGGUCCCUUUGCUGCUGAAGGAGCAGGUGGAUGCCUGCAAAGCUGUUCUCAGCAUCUUCAGGCGCAUGAUAAUGGAGCUGCCCAUGAACAGAAAGACGUGGGAACAGAUGCUGCAGAUACUCCUCAGAAUAACAGAAGCUGUGAUGCAGAAGCCAAAGGAGAACCAGACAAAGGAUACAUUUGCUCAGAGCAUGGCAGGGCUGCUGUUCCGAACCCUCAUUGUGGCUUGGAUCAGAGCCAACCUGAGCGUUUACAUCUCCCGGGAGCUGUGGGAUGAUCUGCUCAGUGUCCUGUCCUCCCUGACGGACUGGGAGGAGCUCAUCAACGAGUGGGCCAACAUCAUGGACUCCCUGACAGCAGUGCUGGCCAGGACUGUGUAUGGUGUGGAGAUGACAAACCUGCCCCUGGAUAAGCUCAGUGAGCAGAAGGAAAAAAAGCAGAGAGGCAAAGGUGGUGUUUUGGAGCCUCAGAAGACAGCUGUAGUAGGAAGAUCUUUUUCCUUAAGCUGGAAAAGUCACCCUGAAGUUGUGGAGCCAAUGAGAUUCAGAAGUGCCACAACCUCCGGGGCCCCGGGAGUGGAGAAAGCAAGAAACAUUGUCCGUCAGAGAGCCACAGAAGUUGAAGAAUCUCAACAGCUGGAAAAUUCAGAAGGAACAGAAGCUGCAGGCCUAUUUGCAGACCAAGAGCAGCAACUAACUCGAAGCAGCAGCACUUCAGAUAUUGCAGAUCAGAUUCCAUCUGAUUUUUUUCAAGGUAAAAAGGCUGGAAAUUCAACUUCCGACUCCAAAUCAGUUCAGGAAAAUAAGGGAUAUGUAAAGGAGCAUGAAGCUGAGCAAGUGCUAAUGCAGAGGAGCAGCAGUACAGCUGAGUUGGAUCUGAAAGCAGACUUGCAGCAAUCUCACGGGUAUUACAGAGAGAGGGAGAAAAGUGAGAGCGUGAGCAGUGACACGUCCCUGGGCUGUGGAGCUGACGUGGACAUCGCCCUGGUGGCCUGGCAGGCGGCUGAGGAUGAGCCCGAGGCGGGGCCGGCCGCGGGAGCCGGCGGGGAUCCUGCGGCACCGCGCUGGCUCCAGCUCAGCCCCUCGCAGGAGCCCGCCAACCUCACAGACAGCAGUGAGUUCCUGGCUGAUGAUUGCAGUAUAAUUGCUGGUGGAAGCCUCAUUGGUUGGCAUCCUGAUUCUGCUGCUGUGCUGUGGAGGAGAAUCCUGGGAAUUCUUGGAGAUGUGAACAACAUACAGUCACCUAAAAUCCAUGCAAAAGUUUUUGGCUACCUUUAUGAGCUGUGGUUUAAACUUGCAAAGAUCCGGGACAACCUCGCUAUCAGCGUUGACAAUCAGUCAACUCCCUCUCCUCCCGUCCUGAUCCCUCCUCUCAGGAUAUUUGCAUCAUGGCUGUUCAAGGCAGCCAUGCUGCCCAGCGAGUACAAGGAGGGCAAGCUGCAGGCGUUCCGGCUGCUCUGCGCCAUGAUGAGCCGGCGCCAGGACCUGCUGCCCAACUCGGACUUCCUGGUGCACUUCUACUUCGUCAUGCGCCUGGGGCUCACCAGCCAGGACCAGGACAUCCUGAACACUGUCAUAAAGCACUGCCUGCCAUGGUUCUUCUUCCUGGGGCUGCCUGGCUUCACAAUGCUGAUCGGGGACUUCCUCGGAGCAGCAGCGCGCGUGCUGAGCGCGGACACGCCGGAGGCUCCCCGCUCCGAAGCUCACACCAUCCUUGGUGCUCUUGUGUGCUUUCCCAACACCUACCAAGGAAUCCCACAGCUGGGACCCAUCUCAGAAGCUGGUGAGAGCAUCACAGGGACUGCAGAUUUGAAGUGUUGCCUCAUAAAUAUUUUAUUGAAGAAUGCCACGGAGGAGCCAUGUGAAGCUGCAAGAUGCAUAGCCAUCUGUGGCCUCGGCGUGUGGAUCUGUGAGGAGCUCAUGCAGUGCACAAGCCACCCCCAUGUGAAGAAAGCCAUCAAUGUCAUAGGUGUGACACUGAAGUUUUCCAACAAGCUGGUAACUCAGGUAGCCUGUGAUGUCCUUCAGCUGCUGGUGUCUUACUGGCAGAAGCUUCAGGAGUACGAAUCCUCCCUGUGCCGGAAAAUUACGGAAAUCCUGGUGGCCACCAUCGCGUUCCUCCUGCCCGGUGCCGAAUACUCCUCCAUGGAAGCAGAUAAGAAGUUCAUAGUUUCACUGCUGCUUUGCUUGCUGGACUGGUGCAUGGCACUGCCCAUGAAAAUGCUGCUGGAGCCCGUGUCUGCUGGUGCUGUGGAGGAUCAACAUGCAUCCAAAGCUCCUUUGCUGGAUUAUAUUUACAGAGUCCUGCACUGCUGCAUCAAUGGCUCUAGCACCUACACGCAGCAAAGCCACUAUGUGCUGAGCCUGGCUGACCUCUCCUCCUCUGACUAUGACCCCUUCCUGCCCCUGGGGAACGUCAGGAGCUCCUCAGAGCCAGCCCAGUGCCCGUCCCCCACCGAUUUGGGCAACCUGCUCACCGUGGCUGAAGAGAAGAGGAGGAGGAAUCUGGAGCUGAUCCCUCUCACAGCGAGGAUGGUCAUGACUCACCUGGUGAAUCACCUGAGCCACUACCCGCUCAGCGGGGGCCCCGCCAUCCUCCACAGCCUCCUGAGCGAGAACCACGACAAUUCCUACGUGGAGUCCUCCGAGCUGUGCUCGGAAGUGUUCCGCAGCCCCAACCUGCAGCUCUUCGUGUUCAACGACAGCACCCUCAUCUCCUACCUCCAGAUCCCCACCGAGAAGAAGGCGGGAGCCGAGCCAACAGCGGCGCCGCCCUCGGACGUGCGGGUGAUCGUGCGGGAUAUCUCAGGGAAGUACUCCUGGGAUGGCCGGGUCCUGUACGGGCCUCUGGAGGGCUGCCUGCCCCAGCGCAGCACGGCCGCUGCCUUCGCCAUCUCCAGCGACCCACAGCAGCAGCAUGGCCUUUGCCAGAGCGAUGGCUCCCAGGUGGAGGAGGGAGAGGACGCCCUGGACCAGCUGCUGGAGAGGAUCGGGAGCAGCAGCCCCGAGUGCCUCCCGCACCCGCAGCGCAAGCUGAACGAGCCGGCGCCGCCGCCCUGCGGGAUGAGCGCCGAGCAGGAGCGCGCCAUCACCGAGGCCCUGCUGCAGCAGAGCGCCCAGGAAAGGGAGUUCAUCCUGAAAUGCAGCUCGGACUGCAGCAUGAGCGUGGCCCGCCAGGAGCCACCGCCUCCUGCCCAGCCCCAAGCCUCCUUUUAUUUCUGUCGGCUGCUGCUGAACGACUUGGGAAUGAACUCCUGGGAUAGAAGGAAAAGCUUUCAUCUGCUGAAGAAAAAUUCAAAGUUGCUGCGAGAACUGAAAAAUCUGGAUUCUCGCCAGUGUCGUGAGACUCACAAGAUCGCCGUGUUCUACAUCGCUGAGGGACAGGAGGACAAGUGCUCCAUCCUGGCCAACGCCAGGGGAAGCCAGGCCUAUGAAGAUUUUGUGGCUGGGCUGGGCUGGGAGGUCGACCUCUCCACGCAUGGUGGGUUCAUGGGUGGCCUGCAGCGCAACGGCAGCACGGGGCAGACCGCGCCCUACUACGCCACCUCCACCGUGGAGAUCAUCUUCCACGUGUCCACCAGGAUGCCCUCCGACUCAGAUGACUCACUGACCAAAAAGCUCCGUCACUUGGGGAAUGACGAGGUGCACAUCGUGUGGUCCGAGCACACCCGCAACUACCGCAGGGGCAUCAUCCCCACCGACUUCGGGGACGUCCUCAUCGUCAUCUACCCCAUGAAGAACCACAUGUUCUUCAUUGAGAUCAUGAAGAAACCCGAGGUGCCAUUUUUCGGUCCCCUCUUCGACGGCGCCAUCGUGACGGCGAAGCUGCUGCCCAGCCUGAUCUGUGCCACGUGCAUCAACGCCAGCAGAGCCGUCAAGUCCCUCAUCCCACUCUACCAGAGCUUCUACGAGGAGAGAGCUCUGUACCUCGAAGCCAUCAUCCAGAACCAUAAAGAAGUGAUGACGUUCGAGGAUUUUGCCGCUCAGGUCUUCUCUCCCUCUCCCAGCUACUCCCUCGGUGGAACUGGUGAGUUCUGUACAUUAUUCUUCUCUGUAGCCCUAAGAAGCACUUGAGCAGCAGAUGUACACCUGUUUUUUGUAGAUAAAUGCUUGCAAAUUUAAGACUACUAUUCUUCCCCUGAAUCAACUAAUGAAUAUCAAAAGGAAUGAUGACAUUCAUUUUAAUUUGUUUUGCAUCAGAGCUAUUCACACUGCUCCUUUCUUCAGCUAUCCUGUUAACCUCCAACUCCAGCAAGGUUAAUGAACUUUCUCGCAGUGAUGGGCUCGGGCUCAUUCAGGACUCAGGGUUCUUGCUGAGCUGGGAAUAUGUUGCUCAAAAGUGAGGCCUGAAUCGGGGCUCACUUAUCAGAAAUAGUUCCUCGCAGGGGAAGCUGCUGUUAAUGCUAAAUGGGGAUUAUGCUGCUGAGCUACCAGGGUCAGGGAUUAAUGCACAAGAAACGCAGGAUCGGGUGCUGUUGGAGAAUCGCAGCGGCAGGCGGGAUGCAGGCACGGAGCGCGCUGCAGGCUGCCCUGCAGCACCUGGCCUGGAGCCUCUGCAGGGUUUGUGAUGGGGGUGUGGGUGUGUGAGGGGCUGUGUGGUGUCUCUGUGUGUGUGUGUGCGUGCACAUCAGUGCUCAUCAGUCAUCUGCCUGCUGAGAGGUGACAGCAGUGUGCCCAACUCGGGGAAUUUACUCCUCAUGUGCCUUGUGGACGGUUAGGUUAGUGUGCAGUCACAAUCGCUGUCCGGCUGGUUUGAUUAAGUUUAAGUGAACCUCUCCUGAAAGGGAGCUUUGGCUCUGAAAUGCACAUUUCCAGUGCCUUCAAAAUGUGGUUUUUUCCAGCAUCCAGAAUGUAUCUGGUCACCAUGUGCUGGACUCUCUAACAAAGAUUCCUUAAUCUGUUGUUGACACUCCUAGGGUGACACUGGCACUUUCUCAUCAUUCCCUGCUUCUCUUUUGGAUUGCUGAAUAGAUUAUUUCCAACCUGUAUAAACGUUGCAGGACAUCUGCUCUAUUUCUCUUUAGCCUGACUUGUUAGCAGAUAUCUUCCAUCUAAACUGAAACACUGAAGGAAGAAAUUAAAUUUGCUCACAUAAAUCACUUAGGAAUAAAACCAGCCGUGCAGCAUUGUCUGGCGUUGCUGGCUCCAAUCCUGGCGUGCUUGGAGCUUUGUGAGGAGAUAAGAGGCCUGUGCUGGCCGGGCAGUGGUGGCCAGGAGCAGCAGGCAGAAGGCUUUGGAGAUAAGCACUGGCAGGAGGGGGGAGGAAGCCAGGGCCAUUUACAUAAUCGCACCUCUUCGUCCUGGAGAGGCUCAGGGAACAUGGGAUGCAUCUAUUGAUCUCUGCUGAACUGGAAUACUAAACAACGCUAGGAAAGCUUAUAACUUAAAGCUUUGAUUAAUGUUUCCUACAUUAAAAAGUAGAACAGCUGUGCAUUAAAUUCUUUUAUACAC